UUUUACUUCGGCUUCUCCACCUAUAUAAGGCCUCGGUCUUGUCAUCAGGGACAUCAUUCACUCACAUCUCCAUCACUCAAAACAUCAGCAAAGAUGCACCGCAACGCCCUCUUCUCCGUCGCCGUCGCCUUCGGCCUGCUCCAUCUCGCCAACUCCAUCCUGCUCCUCGAUGCCACCGGCACACUCACCGCCGCCUCCUUGUCUACCAUCGGCGUGGGCGUGGGCGUCUCCACCACCACCGCCGCUGCCGCGACCGCGCUCGCUGGCGUGGGCGCCCUGGCAGCCGCUGGCGUGAUCCUGGCCGCGAAGGCCUCCUCCUCCAACGGCAAGCGCUCCGCCAACAGCUGCUUCCCCGUCAACAACCCCGACCUGUUCAUCACCCUCGCCGCCAACUCCGACAAGCUGGGCUGCGGCAUGCGGCUCGUGUGCGAGCUCGAGGCCACGCCCGACGAGGCCCUGUCCCACGAGGAGCGCCUCAUCCUGGGGCUGUUCGGCCGCUCGCCCGCGCCGGUCAACUUCGACCAGCUCAACACCCCCAAGGCCGGCUUCCAGUACGCUGCCUUCGUGGGCGCCAAGGCCGCCUCCGUCGCCGAGUGCGCCUCCACCUUCAACCAGUGCCCCUUCGACCGCGCCACCAUGAUCGAGGCCUUCCAGAGGAGCGGCACCAACGCCCUGUGAGCGGCGUUCCAUCAUGAGGCUGGUCAGGCACUCCGUCCUUUCCUCAUUUAAAUUUAAUUUUGUGAUUCUUUCAGUCAUGCACUCUCUCUUUCCUGUGGUAAGAUAGCCUGUACAUAUACCAAAGGAGAUUUUAUACCAAUAUUUUCUGUGUAAUAAAAUGACCAAAAAUCA
Messenger RNA from Penaeus vannamei (Pacific white shrimp), 849 nucleotides. RefSeq lists its product as uncharacterized. The record is from RefSeq and is a predicted model, not a curated record. Lineage: Eukaryota; Metazoa; Arthropoda; Malacostraca; Decapoda; Penaeidae.